Molecule: messenger RNA, 1091 nt
Organism: Merops nubicus (carmine bee-eater)
Lineage: Eukaryota; Metazoa; Chordata; Aves; Coraciiformes; Meropidae
Gene: SUDS3
Product: suppressor of defective silencing 3 homolog (S. cerevisiae)
Exons: 11
Biological process (GO): negative regulation of transcription by RNA polymerase II
Cellular component (GO): Sin3-type complex
Molecular function (GO): histone deacetylase binding
Source: RefSeq, a predicted model, not a curated record
ACACUGAGGAUGCCAGUGAGACUGACUUGGCAAAACAUGAGGAAGAGGACUUUGUAGAAAUGAAAGAACAGAUGUACCAGGACAAGCUGGCCUCUCUGAAGAGGCAGCUGCAGCAGCUGCAGGAAGGUACUCUUCAGGAAUACCAAAAAAGAAUGAAGAAGCUGGACCAGCAGUACAAAGAGAGGAUACGAAAUGCAGAACUGUUCCUCCAGCUGGAAACAGAUCAGGUGGAAAAAAAUUAUGUCAAGGAAAAGAAGGCAGCAGCAAAAGAGUUUGAAGAUAAGAAAAUUGAACUUAAGGAAAAUUUGAUUGCGGAGUUGGAAGAGAAAAAGAAGAUGAUUGAGAAUGAAAAGCUAACCAUGGAAUUAACAGGAGAUUCAAUGGAAGUGAAGCCCAUUAUGACAAGGAAACUGAGGCGACGACCAAAUGAUCCAGUUCCAAUCCCAGACAAGAGGAGGAAACCUGCCCCUGCUCAGCUCAAUUAUUUGUUGACUGAUGAACAAAUAAUGGAGGACCUGAGGACACUGAAUAAGCUCAAAUCACCCAAGAGACCAGCCUCUCCCUCCUCUCCUGAACACCUCCCAGCUACACCAGCAGAGUCUCCAGCACAGCGGUUUGAAGCCCGGAUAGAAGAUGGGAAACUCUACUAUGAUAAAAGAUGGUACCACAAGAGUCAGGCUAUUUACCUGGAGUCCAAAGAGAACACUAAGAUCAGCUGUGUGAUCAGUUCUGUGGGUGCCAACGAGAUCUGGGUGAGGAAGACCAGUGACAGCACAAAGAUGAGAAUCUACCUGGGCCAGCUGCAGCGAGGUGUGUUUGUCAUUCGCCGACGAUCAGCUGCAUGACUGGAUGAUCUUCCUGGGUCUUUGGGGUUUUUUUAAACCAAUAGACAAACCUCUAACAGGGAAUGGCAGAGUCUGUUCACUCACCUUAGCAGCAGACAACACUGCCAUGACUUCUUCUGAAACAGUUUGUGGCUGGCCACAUAAUCCCCAGUAGUCCUUAAACCUUUAGUGAUACCCAAGCACUGCCCUGGACUGUUUCUGGAUUUUGCAUCAAGCUUCUGUAUGCUUUCUUUGUAUUUUGGGUGA